AUGGCACAAAAUUUUGUUGGAAAGAAUAACAUCAAUCUUUUGAAACCCAUUGGUCAAUACGGCACUCGUAACUUGAAUGGUAAAGACCACGCUAGUCAUAGAUAUCUAAACACGGAACUUAGUUCUCUUACUACUAGUUACCUCUUCUGCAAUGUUGAUGAUGAAAUACUUGAUUAUGAAUUGGCUGAAGAUGGAAAAACUAUUGAACCAAAAUGCCAAGGGGUUGGAAUAGGCUGGAGUUCUGUUGUUCCAAAAUAUAAUCCACAAGAUAUUAUUAACAAUAUAAGAUGCAAGCUCAAAGGUGAAUCUGUAGAAAAUAUGACUCCGUGGUAUAAAGGUUUUAAUGGAACCAUUGUGGCGACAAAAAACACAUGGUAUCAUACCGAUGGUUUAAAGUUUGAACAAAUAGGAGAUGGUAGAACGGUUGGAUUCCACAUAGAGUUUAUGCCUGGAAAAGCUCCAACCGAACAUGAUGAUUUAAUUACAACUUUACAAUUAAGAACCAAAAUUUCAACUAAUAUUAUGCAUCUUUAUAACAAUAUUGAUGACAUAGAAAAGUUCAACUCUGCAACAAACAUUCUUGAAGAGUUUUAUGAGACACGAUUGGGCUACUAUAAGAUGAGACACAAUGACAUGUCAACAAAGAUUGAAUCUGAUUUGGAGGAUUUAAUUAGCACAAGAAACUUUGUAGAGUUUGCCAGGAAUCAGAAAUUUGAUUUUGUCACGAAAGAUAGCAAAGAUUUGCAAGAAUUUUUUAUGGUCCACAAUGUUGCUGAUGUUUCUAUCCGGUCUCUUUUAUCUUUACCUUUAAGUAAUUUCCUUAAUGAAGGGUUAAGGAAACUUGAAGAUAAAAUAACAGAGAAGGAAAAGGAGAAGAAUGCUCUGAUUUUUAAAAAGGAAACUCAAUUGUGGGAGGAUGACUUGAACGCAUUUGAAGUAGCGUGGAAGAAAGAAGAAGCAAGUUGGGAAAAAAGUGAUACAAUGUCAUGCCCAAUUUGUGAUGGUGUAGCUUGCAUAGAGAGCACUAGUAAUGACGUGAACACUACUCCUACAAUUAUGGAACCAAGGAGGAGUCACAGACUAAAGAAACCCAAUCCCAAAUAUCCUCCCUUCCUCUCCCUAAUACAUUAG
Molecule: messenger RNA, 1131 nt
Organism: Trifolium pratense (red clover)
Lineage: Eukaryota; Viridiplantae; Streptophyta; Magnoliopsida; Fabales; Fabaceae
Product: DNA topoisomerase 2-like
Exons: 6
Coding region: 1-1131 (376 amino acids)
Biological process (GO): resolution of meiotic recombination intermediates; sister chromatid segregation; DNA topological change
Cellular component (GO): nucleus
Molecular function (GO): DNA binding; DNA topoisomerase type II (double strand cut, ATP-hydrolyzing) activity; ATP binding
Source: RefSeq, a predicted model, not a curated record